Messenger RNA from Varroa destructor (honeybee mite), 5578 nucleotides. RefSeq names its product autophagy-related protein 101 (gene Atg101). The record is from RefSeq and is a predicted model, not a curated record. Gene Ontology annotation, biological process: autophagosome assembly; autophagy. Gene Ontology annotation, molecular function: protein kinase binding. Gene Ontology annotation, cellular component: Atg1/ULK1 kinase complex; phagophore assembly site. Lineage: Eukaryota; Metazoa; Arthropoda; Arachnida; Mesostigmata; Varroidae.
AGCACAGCUGUGCGCUAGUCAGCCGAUCAGAAUCAACUGAGCAGCCACCAACUAGUUAAUCAAAUCGACAGUGGGGAGCUCCUUGAUCAUCCCUUAAACUCGUUUUUGUUGAGUUAUUCAACGACCUUCCUGCCCUUUACCCCACACAUCCACCAUUUGUGGAGACGGUAACCCGCUGCUGACUGUUGCCUGCUCAAUCUGGUAACCUGCCACUUCUGUCGUGGGCAGUAUAGCUGACAAUAAGUUAAUGCUGUUAGGGCUGAUCAAGUUAACGUUGCUGUUGGUGAUGACGAUGUCAACGGAGCACUAGCGAUAAUCAACGAAGAACGCUCGAAAGAGAUCGAGGGAGGCUAACAAGCGAAGGCUUAGCUUUUCUUCAUAAGUUGUGCUGCCGUUUCGGUCGCUCCUCACCUUCUUUUGAAUGCUGGAUAGUAUGUGUAUAGGUGUGUUUAGUGAGCACCCCGCGCUGUGCGAUAGCGAAACGAUAACAGAUCAUAGUGCCUACGGUGGAGUGGAGAAGAUCGCUGAAGCGGUCUGCUGCUUGUGCUGAUUCGUUGUAAUCGCGCCGCCGCUAGCUGCCAUAGCAGUCGUCGUUGUCAUCACCACCGUUGUUUUUGUUGCAAACACGGCCAGUUCAGUGAGCGAUCAGCUUGCUAGCGACGGUACAUAGGCACAGUCUGGACAGCGAAUUGCUGCUGGGGUCGCAGCAAAGAACUAGCACAUCAGAAGUACGAAGCUGUGGUAACACAAGUCAGGCAAUCGUCAGCUAACGCCAACGGCGUCAAAACCAACAGCCGAAAAACCCUUUGUAACAACGUCAGGGUGAAGGGGAGAAGGGGCUGCACGAGCGAUGCAGCCGCCAGCGGCAGCGGCAGUAACAAUAACAAAAGCUUGAACAGGAGCAGUGCUGCUGUUAGCACAGGUACAACUACUGUUAUUGCUGCUAUUAGAAGGCGACAAAAGCCAGUCGGGGUAGCAGGACAUGGCGCAGAUGUUGGCCAGCAGCGCUUAUUGACGAAUCCGGCUGAGCUAGACAGGCCAGAUGAAAGAACGGCUACGACAGCUGAGCCGAGGCAGCAGCAACAAAAAAGCCAGCUGUAGCAAUCCCAAUACACAUUUCGCUCUGUUUCGUCUUUGUCGACGCGGGUGUCAUGUUGCUCUGCGUUACGGUACCAGUAAUAGUCAUAGCAGGAAUAUUCGCAGCAGUUUUAUGUGCAGGUGGCGAGUGAAUCUCGAGUGGACGGGCUACGUUCAUCUACCGGGUGUCCGUUACAACAAUCAUUGCAAUGAAUAGCCUGACAACAGGCUGUGCAUCUAUCAAUUAGUAUAAGGAAAGCAGCAAAUUGGACUGAGCCAGGUCUGAUGAGAUUCUAUCCCCCGGAAUUAUCGUUGUAUAUACACCAUCAGUUACCAAAGAAAAAAAGCUAGUAAGCGAUGACGAGGUGGAGGAGUGCCCGAGGUAAACGAGCUGAAAACUUAACAAUCUCAACGAUCAACAACAGCAUAAUAUCGUCGUUUCCCAAGUGACGUGCGGAGAUUAGCUUGGUUUUUGUGAUUGUCCCCGUUCUUGGUGUCUUUUUCAUGUUGUCUUUUUGACACCUGAGCCUGCGUGCUUUAUUGGUGAUUUCGACGAGACGGCCGGCGUAUUAGCAAGCGAUUGUCCAUUCAUCUCAUUGUGGUCAAGCCAGCUACAGUAUCGAACCCGUCUCCGUUAGCCACACCUCCAAGUGUAUUAUUGGUUGUUCAGGUGACAGGUAAACACACGGUGUUGCGCCCAUUUCAUACUCGUGCAGCGUACCUAGCACCUGAAGGGAUAGUGGCGGAAAGGAACCGAUUCAACCCAGCGGGAUGAACGCGCGUCACAACAAAUUUGAGCUGACUCUCGAAGGGCGGCAGGUGCAAGAAGUUGUCACCGGAUUAUUUCACACCCUUCUUUUUUACAGAUCAACGGGGAAAUAUCAUUUUAACGAGAAUGGCUCGAGCUACCGUAUCGGAACAAUCGGAUUCGAGGAUGUGGCCUGCGAUUUUAUUGACUUUACAUAUGUACGCUGUUCAUCGGACGAGCUAAAUCGUGACUUGAACAAAGACGUAUCGGGUUUUAGCAAUGCGCUGCGGAACGCAGAAGCCGACGGGAGCGGCGGUGCCCGGGAGGGACAGAUUCAGUUGGAAUUUUACCAGCGGAAGAAAAAGAGUCGCUGGACCCUAUUCGAGGAGAACAUCCCAUGGGAAGUAUGGAUGCUUAAGGUAAAUAUCGUAAAGCUGCCCAAUGAGGCGGAGCGGCAAAAACAACGCUGUACUGCCAGCGAAGAGCUAGCUGAUGCUAUGUUUACUGUAGCAACAUCGAUGAACCGUAAUGAAUACGUUCCCCGGACGAAUCGGGCAGAAGAUCUUGAUCUUAUUUUCAACACUCGAUACACCGAUAUUCAACCAUACCUAUUCAAGGUGGGAUACCAGACGGAGUUCGAUGCGCAAUCUCCCACACUACAAAGUACCUUCAAGAAAAUGUUUCGAGGUACAAUCGCCGACUUGCUCUAAACCUUGCUGGAGGCCGUUUUCAAGUUACGAACAACUGAUUCGUCGUGUCGAAAUUGGAUACGCUUUGACUAAAUUUACGCCUUUGAUACCAAUGCCCAUAAACAAGAUAAAAACAAGAAGCAUGAAAGGCUACAAGGUACGCAAGUGCGAAUAAAUGCAAACCGAGGACAUCAGCGAACUGAGCAUACUGUGGAGUCAAAGUAAAAUUAAAAACGGCACUAUUAGCGAACUUUAGCGGGCUGAGUUCCGCUAUGAGCCGUUACCUUGCCAUGGGCUAUUAACGAUCAUGGUCACGACUACGACAGUGAGCAGACUUCGGUCCAAUGUGUUUACAAAUUUGUGUUCAUCGAUUUUGAGUUAUGCCGCGUACGUUUUUCAAUCUGUUCGUACUUCGUACCGAUGGUGACCGAGUUAGGCAAUGUGGUUGAAAUACGCACCUCCGAAUAUAAAAUACGAAACAGAAGAGCAAGUGAACAUUGUACUAUUAGCAGUGCUGAUGGAGAAAUAUUUGUUGCUAAGGCUUGAAGCAUGCCAUUCAACUUUGCCGUCAUAUACGGAAGAAGAGGAGAGUACACGUAACUUUUGAGGGACACAUCUGAUGGGAUAGACUUAGAAAUUAAGUACGAAGCUAAAUCUAUGCUAUUUAAUUUCACAUUGGCAAGAUUCGGUAGGAUAGAUAACAUGAGACAAAUGACAUAAUCUAACAUGAAGGGGUAACCAUAUGGUGAGAAUAAGUAGUAUAAAAACCAACAUACGGAAAAGUCGCCGAAGAAAUUCUCGUUCGAGAUCAACACAGGCCUUGAUGAAUUUUACAUCUACUAAGUUCGCAUAGAAGCGGACUGGAAACUAAUCCAAAUAAUGGAGUAAGCGGAGUAGAUCGUACACUGAAUCGUUCCAAGGAACACGAAGACAAACGCUUUUGAUUUGAUUGAGACAAAGUUUUUGAUUACGACGACAGAUCUUGACUGAGAAGGGGACAAAAUGAUAGAAGGUCAAGGUAAAGGGAAGUCGAAAUGAUAGAAGCUUAUUGCAGGAGGAACCCGUAAUCAUCAAGGAAGGGCACAACGCUUAGAAAGUUAGAGUUUUACGGCCUGACAAACAGAGGGAAAAGUAAGCGGCGUCUGUGAAGGGGUUUUGAGGACGAUUAUCGGGAUGUGCUUCAGUGAAAAAAAAGAUAAUCAUUUGAGUGGAGCUAUUGCUUAUUAUAUCUACUAUACAGGUAUUAUGAGCAAACUUACUAAUGAUACUAAUAGAAAGAUGAAUAAAUAUAAUUGGGCAGACGUCAGACGAAACAACAGGGGGAUAUGGUCAGGCGGAAAAAGAACUGGCCAUGUACCACGAUUUCAAUAUGAGAACAGUUACAACAACAACAACAACAACUGUAAGAAACUAUUGCUCUUAUUGAGUGAUACUAUUAUAUUAAUUAUUUUGAUGUAGAUACUAUUAUUAAUUCAUAUAAUUACUACCUAUUAACUACCACCAUUAGCACUAGUACUCCUUUUACGAUCACAACAAACAGAUCUAACCACCCUAUGUACAUUGUCACCACUGUAUGUCAGUUGUAUAUAUGACAAAAUGGAGCAAAGACCUAGGUGAUCAUCCUGUUAUGAUUAUUGAAAUCAUAUUAGUCAGCUUACAACAAUUUUGAGAAUUAUACACGAUCGGGGGGUAGGAACACAAGGAAAUAGCCGAUAUGAGAAACCAUGCGGAAGAAGCGGCCGGCGAGGGAACGUUGGGGAAAAAUGCCGAGAACAUGAUUGAAGAAUAGGCGAGGUAGCAAUGGAAAAUUAAGAAGCUAAGAAAUAGUUCGGCAAGGAGCAACACGAUGGGCUAAUAACACAUGGCAACAAGUUGAUCAUGGGAACAUAUAGAGCCAUGAGAAGUCAUCUGAUCGCACAUGACGAAAAAAGUCUGCUCUAAUUAUUGUUAUUAUAACUACUGCCUAGGAUGGUUCGGUGACAAUAAAGCAGGCCAUGGUCGAUCCCACGGAGCAUAAAUAAGAAAAAUAGAGAAAUAAAAACAGACAAGGUAGUACUGAGGCGUUGUAGCAAGUAACAUUGUCUAGAAUUGUCAUAUAUAUAUAUACACACUGUCUUGUAAGGAAGUCAUCUGUUCUAGUAGGACUGAUAACUUGGAGCGAGUGACAAGCCUCUCUCACGCUUAUGUACAAGAAGACGAAGAAGCGGCGGUGAUUCUUAAGAACACGAAACGUAUUCAGAAAAGAAGAAACUUCUUUGGACAAAAAGCAACAAUGGUAGACGUUUCAUAUGUACGUUUAAGCGGGCUUGCGGUGCCCCUUCGUCAUGAAGCCCUUUAAUAGCAAAUUGACGGAAACGAUUUCGAGACAAUGAACAUAAAGGGAAAUGGCUGAUACUGUCUAGUUUUUUUGUCGUUGUAGCAACAAAUAUGCCGACGCUAAUAAUGAUUAGUGCUGAUAAUUGUCGUAGUAAUUAAUAAAACGCUGAUGGUCAUAAUCAUAAAGGGAAAAGAUGAUUAGAGUGAGAUGAGUGAAAGGAAUAUAUAGGGAGCGCGCAGUUUUGAGCAGGCCGUUUGAUGUGAUCAAUUGAAAUAAUGGCAGCGAAGGCCAGAAACUAAUAAAUACUGAUAAAAAAAGUAUGAAAGAUAAUGAAAGAAGUCUAUUGUAAAGCGAGCACGCGAAGUGAAUGCGGACUCAACAAUAAAAAUAAGGAGGACGGUUUUCCACGUGAUACCUAGUUACCAGGAUGAUGUCUUUGAUUACUUAUUAAGUAUUGGAUAGACGCAUAAUUGGUGUCUACUUUGGCCUAUUGACCUUUUUCCUAUUCCUUUGUUAGUUAAUACUCAAUGAUAAACUAUUGGAAAGACUUUUUUUGCUCCGAUACGUUUUGUUGCAGCAUUGAUUUCAUAUCAAAAAAUGUCGUGUUCGACUUCAAGCAUGGCCACGAUGGUGACUGUAGACUGUUUUCAAUGGGUCUUAAUUGUCUUUUUGCAAAAGAUGAUUUUAGGAAGCUGAAGCUUGAACAAUCUAGAAUGCACGCAACGAUUGAUACGCGCCAUAAGUUUC